AUGGCGAUAAAUGUUGACUAUUAUUUGAAUCGGAUACGUUCCACUGUAACUUCAGUAGCAGCGCAAGUAAGCAACGCUUUACCGGGAAAUCCAGUAACGCGAGAUUAUGAAGUAUUGUCACAAGUUGGAAGUGCUGGACCGGCGUUUAGUUGGAAAGUUUAUGCUGCGCAGAAACGUUCAACUAAAAAGGCUGUUUCUGUUUGGUUAUUUGAGAAACGAAAUUUGGAAAAGUGGCCAAGAUACGAAAGAGAAUUAUUCUCGGAAAUCUUGAGAAGAGGAGUAUCACAACUCACCCGGUUAAGGCAUCCACGCAUUCUCGUUAUUGAGCAUCCACUCGAGGAAUCUCGAGACUCGUAUGCUUUCUGUACAGAACCUGUGUUCGCAUCGUUGGCCAACGCUCUAGGACAUUUAGAUAAUAUAACUCCUCAUCCGGCACAUUUAGAUGAAUUCGAACUUUUGGAUAUUGAAAUUCGAUAUGGACUUUUUCAAGUUGUUGAAGCUUUAUCAUUUUUGCAUAUUGAUGUACGAAUGAUGCAUCGAAAUAUAUCUCCCGAAAGUGUGAUAAUUAAUGAGAAAGGUGAAUGGAAACUAGCAGGUUUCGAUUUUGCAGUGCAAAGUACGCAAGGUACCAAUAAUCAGGUGAUAUAUGAAAUGCUGGAAUGGAAUCAGCGAACGAUGUCCGUUGUCCAACCACUGUUAGAUUAUCUGGCUCCAGAAUAUGUGAUUGGUGGUCGAUGUGACCCAUAUGCUGAUAUAUUUUCGUUUGGAAUUAUGGUGUUAACAAUUUUCAGUGGAGGAAAGCAACCGUUUGAUAACAGAAAUUCGUUAGAUAAUUUUCGCAAAAAUACAGAAAAGUUAAACACGUUACCUGUGUCAAUGUUUGUAAAUGUUCCUGCUGAACUUCGUGAUGACCUGAAAAUGUGCUUGAAUCUGACGCCUGAUCUUCGACCCGAUGCAACUCAAUUUUCCAAGAUUAUCUACUUUGAUGAGCCGUUAAUUCGAACACUGAAUAGUUUGGAUUCUUUGUGCCAAAUGGACUACACGCAGAAAAUGAAUUUUUUCAAGCAAUUACCGCAGUUCUUGGUGAAAUUUCCGAAACGACCACUUAUACAAAAAAUCCUUCCUCAACUAUGUGCAGAAUUUAUUGCUACAGAAUUAAUACCGUUCAUUCUUCCUAGUAUUUUUCAUAUUGCUGGAAUAACUAGUAAUGAUGAAUUUCGGGCAGCUGUUUUGCCGCAGUUAGUCCCAAUAUUUACUAUUGAACGGCCGUACCAAAUUUCGUUAUUGUUUUUGCAAAAUAUGGAUCUAUUACUGCAAAAAACAAGUGAAGAAGAUGCUCGUAAAUAUCUGUUGCCUUUAAUUUGUAACGCUUUAUCUAGUGAGACCGUGAAAAUCCAAGAAUUGUGUCUUUCAAUCGUUCCGAAAGUUGCCACAAUGAUUGAAAAACAGUCUAUGAAAACGGAAGUUCUACCCAAGCUACUAUUGCUAAUUAUUGAUGGAGGAGGAGUGUUAACUAUACGAGUUCAAGCAUUGCUAUGCAUAGGGAAAUUGUUACCCACUCUGGAGCCAUGGAUGGUGACAGAUCAAAUAAUUCCAGCUCUGCCUAAAGUGAUUAGUCGAGAGCCAGCAAUUCUUAUGGCUAUUUUGGGAAUCUAUAAAUUAGCAUAUGAAGAGAGUCGUAUUGGUAUAACUCGGGAACAAUGUGCCAAAAGCAUUUUACCUUUUCUGAUUACUUCUUCCAUGGAGAAUACAUUGAAUAUGCCUCAGUUUGAGCAGUACAUGGCAUUAAUACAUCGCAUCCUAGACAGGAUCGAGAAGGAACAACGACAACGUCUACAACAACUAAGCGCUAGUCAAGAGGACCAACGCAGUAUUGGCGAGUUUGCUCAUGUGUUUGGAGAAUCAGCUACUCAAAAUAAGGUUUCAUUAUCCGACAGUCUAUCAGAUUUAGUUAUCGAUGGAUCAACGGAUGGGAAAUCAAAUGGUAUUAGUAAAAAUACUGGACUAUUAAGUCUUGCCGAUAAGAAACGAUUGGCGGCCGAACAAGAGCAAACCCUACGAAUGCGCAACCAACCGAACCUUUUGCAACCUGUCAGUUGUAGGGAAAACAUAAGUAAGAGCCGGUCUACAAAUUCAGAUUUUGUUACCUCACCUAUUGAUUCUGCUCUUGAGGAAGUUGGCUGCAAUUCGUUGGUCCCUUCUACUUCCAUUUCAGCACAUCAGCCCUGCAUAGAUCUCUCCGAUUUUCUUCCUGAAUCAUCUUUUCCUAAAAAGAUCAAAAAUGAUGAUGCACCGAACAAUGCGGACAGCCCUCUCUGGCCAGAUCCAUUCAGGACAGAAUCAGACAACUCAUUGACAUCAUUUAUGUUUCAACCGACGGUUAACAUAGUUAGUUUACCUGGUCCACCAGUUGUACAAAAUCCAGUGGCUAGAAACAGUUCAGGCCAACGAAUGACAGCGAAUCGAACAGGAAAUAUAUCACUGAAUGAAAUGAACCGAAAGUUAGACAUGUCUGCUUUGGAUGAUAUUGUAUGUUUUCCGACUAAACUUAAUGCCAAAAAUAAUUUAUCACUGAACUCACAAAGCACUCAUUCUAAGCAAAAUAAUCUAACAAAUAAUAUCUUUGGUGAUCUGCUAGGAUGA
Acanthocheilonema viteae is the source of this 2643-nucleotide messenger RNA. The record is from the annotation of a GenBank genome assembly. NCBI's taxonomy places the organism in Eukaryota, Metazoa, Nematoda, Chromadorea, Rhabditida, Onchocercidae.